AUGGCCUUGUCGUCGUCUUCUGCUCUCCUCCGCCGCGCCCGCCAUCUGUCAACCGCCAUCGCUACCGUCCCCGCCACCACCACCACCAAUGCCACAGUCUCAGCUUCCAUGACUAUUUCCAAAGCCAAAUCGAAACUCAGAACGGAACACAAUACCGAUAAAGCCUUAGACAUCUACUCAACCGUCAAAUCCAACUACUCCGCAUCGUCCCCGGGGUCCACACACCAUGCCCAACAGAUCACAGUCCGCCGCCUCGCAAAGUCUCAUCGUUUCUCCGAUAUAGAAGCUCUAAUCGAAUCCCACAAAAGCGAUCCUCGAAUUACUGAUGAGCCCUUCCUGUCUUCACUCAUUCGAUCGUACGGCAUCGCUGGCAUGUUUGAGCACGCCCUCAAUACAUAUAAUCAGAUGGAAGCUCUAAAAACCCCUAGAUCAACCAUAUCAUUCAAUGCAUUGCUCAUGGCAUGUGUGAAUUCGAAGAAUUUUGAUCGUGCCCCACACCUGUUUGACGAAAUGCCAGCAAAGUAUGGGUUCCAACCGGAUGACUAUUCGUAUGGUAUACUGGUUAAGUCUUUUUGCGAUGCCGGUAAGCCUGAAAAGGCGAUUGAUAGAUUGAAAGAAAUGGACAAAAAGGGUAUUCAGAUUUCUGGGGUUAUUUAUACAUCAAUAAUACAUUCAUUGUAUAAGAAAGGAAAUGCCACUGAAGCUGAGAGGAUUUGGGAUGAGAUGGUGAAUAGAGGGUGUUUGGUAGAUGUUGCAGCAAACAACGUUAGGCUAUUUAAUGCAGUUGACGGUGAUCCUGAGAACAUCAAGACAAUGAUCGAGGAAAUGAGCAAUUCGGGGCAAAAACCUGAUACCAUAAGUUACAAUUACCUGAUGACUUGUUACUGUAAAAAGGGGAUGAUGAAGGAAGCCAAGGAGGUGUAUGACAAGCUGGAAGAGAACUGUUGUAACCCAAAUGCUGCCACAUUUAGGACUUUAUUGUUUUAUUUGUGUAAGAAUGAGCAGUUUGAGACUGGGUAUAAGGUCUUUAAACACAGUGUGAAGGUCAACAAGAUACCAGAUUUCAAUACACUGAAGUAUUUGGUUGAAGGAUUAGCAAAAAAGUCAAGAACCAAGGAUGCCAAAGGGAUGAUCAGGACGAUGAGGAAGAAGUUCCCUCCUAAUCUUUUGGUUGCUUGGUCAAAAAUUGAGAAGGAGCUUGGUUUAGUCAGUAUUGAAGCCGAGGCUGCAAAAGAAGUUAGGACAUAAGUUAUCUGGGAUAGGUAUCGAAUAAGACCGCUAUACGUCAUUUCAUUGACAUGAUACAACAAACAGGUAGCCGAUAGCUCUCAUCAACACAGAUACCAUAUGUUUCAUCCGGUGCCGGACCUUGUCAAGAAGGUAAGUGAUACAAAUGUCAUGUUCAAUAUUUUAUCUAGUUGAUGAGUGAUUGAUUUGUUUAAUUAUAAACAAAUGCUAGUUUUGAGUCAUUCACAGCUCAAAUAUGGAGCUUUUAGAGGAUGUUGAUUGUUGCUUACUGAUUUUUAUGUCAGUCAGAAACUUUUUUGUUGUUCAGU
Molecule: messenger RNA, 1556 nt
Organism: Cynara cardunculus var. scolymus (artichoke)
Lineage: Eukaryota; Viridiplantae; Streptophyta; Magnoliopsida; Asterales; Asteraceae
Product: pentatricopeptide repeat-containing protein At4g36680, mitochondrial-like
Exons: 1
Coding region: 1-1248 (415 amino acids)
Molecular function (GO): protein binding
Source: RefSeq, a predicted model, not a curated record